AUGGCAUCGAUCAAAACCUUUUUGCUUCUCUACUUGUUAUUGUUAUACAUAUGCAACAAUAAUGAGUUGCUAUCAGCAGCCAGAAUUGGAAUUGGCGGGUAUUGGGAGAUCCUCUUAAACAGUUCUGGAGUUGUGGCCAUGCACAUGGCCUUGACAAACAGGAAUACUGUCAUCAUGUUUGAUCAGACUGGAGCUGGACCAUCGGCCUUCUACCUCCAACACCGAAUUGAUGGCCGAAGGUGUACGACGUCAUACCAAGACAUCAAUGAUGGAACAUGUUGGGCUCAUUCAGUUGAGUAUGAUAUUUUGUCCAAUUCUAUUAGACCACUCCAACUACAGACCGACCCUUGGUGCUCCUCUGGUGUUUUACUUAGCAAUGGCACACUCAUACAGACGGGAGGGUAUGCUGAUGGCUACCGAAAAGUUAGAUAUUUUAUGCCAUGCUCUGACAAGAGCUGUGAUUGGAUUGAAUCUAAUUCAGAGCUUGCUGCAGAUCGAUGGUAUGCAUCUGAUCAAAUUUUGCCAGAAAAUGAUCGUGUGAUCAUAGUUGGUGGUAGAAGAUCUUUCAACUAUGAGUUCUUGCCCAAGUCUUUUGCUGAGGAGGAGGUAUUUGAACUACCAUUGCUAAGGCAAACUGAUGAAAGGAGGGUGGAAGACAACCUCUACCCUUUCCUUCAUCUUUCUUCUGAUGGAAACCUGUUUAUAUUUGCAAACCAGGACUCAAUCCUUUUGAACUACAAGAAUGGUAAGAUAGUGAAACAGUUCCCUCGGUUGGAAGGUUCUAGAAACUACCCAAGCACCGGAUCAUCUGUCAUGCUACCACUUGACCACUCAGAUGGGUUCAAAAAGGUUGAGAUAAUGAUCUGCGGUGGUGCAAGUCCAGGUGCAUUUAAUGCAGCAAAAGAGGGAAGGUUCUUGAAUGGUUUAAGAACGUGUGGGAGAAUGGUGAUAACAGAUGAGAACCCCAAGUGGGAGAUGGAGCGCAUGCCUGCCCCAAGGAUGAUGAAUGACAUGAUAAUUCUCCCCACAGGUGAUAUUCUAAUCAUCAAUGGUGCGCUACAAGGAAGUGCAGGAUGGACCAAUGCAAUAAACCCAGAGCUAAGGCCACUUCUUUAUAGACCAACUGAUACUCCUGGGAAUAGAUUCUCAUACUUGGAAGCUUCAAAGAUUCCAAGGAUGUACCAUUCAACUGCUAUCCUUUUACCAGAUGGAAGGAUCUUAGUGGCCGGAAGCAACCCAAAUGAGAGAUACAGUUAUACCAAUGUGGACUACCCAACAGAGCUUAGAGCUGAAGCUUUUAUUCCUCAUUACAUGGAUAGCUUUUAUGAUGAUCAAAGGGCUAGUAAUCUUCAAGUUGGAGAAGGUACAAAUCUUGUUAGAUAUGGAGAAAGAUUUACUCUGCGUUUUAUGUUGAUGAGCAAACCAAAAAAUGGGAUGGGUUUUCAUGUUUAUGCACCACCCUUCAAUACACAUUCCAUAUCAAUGAACCAGAGAAUGCUCAAGUUGGAAUGUGUGGAAUUGGUGAGGGAGGUUAAUGGUGCAGCUCGUGCACACUUGAUUGCUCCUAAUGCUAUUGCUGCACCUCCUGGUUAUUAUUUGAUAUUUGUUGUUAAUGGUGGCAUACCUAGUGAAGGGCAGUGGUUGAGAUUCAUCCAUUGA
Nymphaea colorata (pocket water lily) is the source of this 1659-nucleotide messenger RNA. Its product is annotated as aldehyde oxidase GLOX-like. The transcript has a single exon. The record is from RefSeq and is a predicted model, not a curated record. Bases 1 to 1659 code for a protein of 552 amino acids. NCBI's taxonomy places the organism in Eukaryota, Viridiplantae, Streptophyta, Magnoliopsida, Nymphaeales, Nymphaeaceae.